Piliocolobus tephrosceles (Ugandan red Colobus) is the source of this 4442-nucleotide messenger RNA. RefSeq names its product phosphodiesterase 11A (gene PDE11A). The record is from RefSeq and is a predicted model, not a curated record. Gene Ontology annotation, biological process: signal transduction. The transcript has 20 exons. The coding region runs from base 319 to 3120 and encodes 933 amino acids. Lineage: Eukaryota; Metazoa; Chordata; Mammalia; Primates; Cercopithecidae. Gene Ontology annotation, molecular function: protein binding; 3',5'-cyclic-nucleotide phosphodiesterase activity.
GCAGCGGCGGCAGCCAGAACAGGAGCAGCGAUAGCUACGGUUUCCAGAACAGGAGCCAGGGCAGCGGAGGCAGCUCAGUGCUGGGCACCUGUGCGGAGCAGGAGUAGCAGGACCAGGGGGUGGGGUCGGUGCCAGCCACUCUGAGCCAGAGAAGGAAGGGGCACCUCACAGAUUCCACUGCUGGGAAUAAUCUCCAGGGGAGGUGGCACCGACCUGGGAAUACUGGUGGGGGUGAACAUGUGCAGGAACAGCUAGAGGCCUCGGGGCAGGAAAACAUUUGGUUCACGUGUGGACAGGCAAGAAAAGCUGUCUGGGACCAUGGCAGCCUCCCGCCUGGACUUUGGGGAGGUGGAAACUUUCCUGGACAGGCACCCAGAGUUGUUUGAAGAUUACUUGAUGCGGAAGGGGAAGCAGGAGAUGGUUGAAAAGUGGCUGCAGAGGCAUAGUCAGGGUCAAGGGGCUUUAGGUCCAAGGCCCUCUUUGGCUGGUACCAGCAGCUUGGCUCACAGCACCUGCAAAGGUGGCAGCAGCGUUGGUGGUGGCAUUGGACCAAAUGGCUCUGCCCAUAGCCAGCCUCUUCCCGGUGGCGGGGACUGUGGUGGGGUUCCCUUGAGUCCCAGCUGGGCCAGUGGCAGCAGGGGCGAUGGGAACCUGCAGCGGAGAGCUUCUCAGAAAGAGCUAAGGAAGAGUUUUGCCCGCUCCAAGGCCAUCCACGUGAACAGGACUUACGAUGAACAGGCGACCUCCCGGGCUCAGGAACCCCUGAGCAGUGUACGACGGAGGGCACUUCUCCGGAAGGCCAGCUCCCUGCCCCCCACCACAGCCCAUAUUCUCAGUGCGCUGCUGGAAUCGAGAGUGAAUCUGCCUCAGUAUCCUCCUACAGCCAUCGACUACAAGUGCCACCUGAAAAAGCAUAAUGAGCGUCAGUUCUUUCUGGAAUUGGUCAAAGAUAUCUCCAAUGACCUUGACCUCACCAGCCUGAGCUACAAGAUUCUUAUCUUUGUCUGCCUUAUGGUGGACGCUGACCGCUGCUCUCUUUUCCUGGUGGAAAGGGCAGCUGCUGGCAAGAAGAGCUUAGUCUCCAAAUUCUUUGAUGUGCAUGCAGGAACCCCUCUGCUGCCUUGCAGCAGCACAGAGAACUCAAAUGAGGUGCAGGUCCCCUGGGGCAAAGGCAUCAUUGGCUAUGUCGGGGAGCAUGGAGAAACGGUCAACAUUCCUGAUGCCUAUCAGGAUCGACGAUUCAAUGAUGAAAUCGACAAGCUAACUGGAUACAAGACAAAAUCAUUAUUGUGCAUGCCUAUCCGAAGCAGUGAUGGUGAGAUUAUUGGUGUGGCCCAAGCGAUAAAUAAGAUUCCUGAAGGAGCUCCAUUUACUGAAGAUGAUGAAAAAGUUAUGCAGAUGUAUCUUCCGUUUUGUGGAAUCGCCAUAUCUAACGCUCAGCUCUUUGCUGCCUCAAGGAAAGAAUAUGAAAGAAGCAGAGCUUUGCUAGAGGUCGUUAAUGACCUCUUUGAAGAACAAACUGACCUGGAGAAAAUUGUCAAGAAAAUAAUGCAUCGGGCCCAAACUCUGCUGAAAUGUGAACGCUGUUCUGUUUUACUCCUAGAGGACAUCGAAUCACCAGUGGUGAAAUUUACCAAAUCCUUUGAAUUGCUGUCCCCGAAGUGCAGUGCUGAUGCUGAGAACAGUUUCAAAGAAAGCAUGGAGAAAUCAUCGUACUCCGACUGGCUAAUAAAUAACAGCAUUGCUGAGCUAGUUGCUUCAACAGGCCUCCCAGUGAAUAUCAGUGAUGCCUACCAGGAUCCGCGCUUUGAUGCAGAGGCGGACCAGAUAUCGGGUUUUCACAUAAGAUCUGUUCUCUGUGUCCCUAUUUGGAAUAGCAACCACCAAAUAAUUGGAGUGGCUCAAGUGUUAAACAGACUUGAUGGGAAACCUUUUGAUGAUGCAGAUCAACGACUUUUUGAGGCUUUUGUCAUCUUUUGUGGACUUGGCAUCAACAACACAAUUAUGUAUGAUCAAGUGAAGAAGUCCUGGGCCAAGCAGUCUGUGGCUCUUGAUGUGCUAUCAUAUCAUGCAACAUGUUCAAAAGCUGAAGUUGACAAGUUUAAGGCAGCCAACAUCCCUCUGGUGUCAGAACUUGCCAUCGAUGACAUUCAUUUUGAUGACUUUUCUCUUGACGUUGAUGCCAUGAUCACAGCUGCUCUCCGGAUGUUCAUGGAGCUGGGGAUGGUACAGAAAUUUAAAAUUGACUAUGAGACACUGUGUAGGUGGCUUUUGACAGUGAGGAAGAACUAUCGGAUGGUUCUGUACCACAACUGGAGACAUGCCUUCAACGUGUGUCAGCUGAUGUUUGCGAUGUUAACCACUGCUGGGUUUCAAGAGAUUCUGACCGAGGUGGAAAUUUUAGCCGUGAUUGUGGGAUGCCUGUGUCAUGACCUCGACCACAGGGGAACCAACAAUGCCUUCCAAGCUAAGAGCGGUUCCGCCCUGGCCCAACUCUAUGGAACCUCUGCUACCUUGGAGCAUCACCAUUUCAACCACGCCGUGAUGAUCCUUCAAAGUGAGGGUCACAAUAUCUUUGCUAACCUGUCCUCCAAGGAAUAUAGUGACCUUAUGCAGCUUUUGAAGCAGUCAAUAUUGGCAACAGACCUCACGCUGUACUUUGAGAGGAGAACUGAAUUCUUUGAACUUGUCAGUAAAGGAGAAUACGAUUGGAACAUCAAAAACCAUCGUGAUGUAUUUCGAUCAAUGUUAAUGACAGCCUGUGACCUUGGAGCCGUGACCAAACCGUGGGAGAUCUCAAGACAGGUGGCAGAACUUGUAACCAGUGAGUUCUUUGAACAAGGAGAUCGGGAGAGAUUAGAGCUCAAACUCACUCCUUCGGCAAUUUUUGAUCGGAACCGGAAAGAUGAACUGCCUCGGUUGCAACUGGAGUGGAUUGAUAGCAUCUGCAUGCCUUUGUAUCAGGCACUGGUAAAGGUCAAUGUGAAACUGAAGCCGAUGCUAGAUUCAGUAGCUGCAAACAGAAGUAAGUGGGAAGAGCUGCACCAAAAACGGCUGCUGGCCUCAACUGCCUCAUCCUCCCCUGCCAGUGCUAUGGUAGCCACGGAAGACAGGAACUAACCCUCCAGGUCAGCUGCAGCUGCGAAGUGACUCAGCCUGAAGGGCCACUUUCAGUCCAGCCAUGUCAUCCUUUUGUUCUUUUAGUUCAGAAAGACCUAACAUCUCAAGGAUGCACUGGGAAGCACGCCUGGGCUUUCACCUUGAAGCGUGGUCAGCAGCAGAGAGAGCAACGGGAAGGACAAAGAAAGAGGUGGGGCAGGGAGCACACCACAGGACCCUCACUUUUCCCUAAUGGACACGCAUGGGCUGAAAUGAAGGUUCUGGGUAGGGGACUGUUUUGGAUCCAAGGAUCUGUGGACAGGCGGCCUACUGGCUCUGAGCUGAGGGAACACUGAACAGUAAAAGCGUCAUUAGCGCUGCUUCAUUUUGUAUAUGGCUUUUCUGUUUGUUACAGGCCAAACACUGCCUGUCUUUGCUUCCUGUCCCUGAAUGCCUUUUUGUGCCAGACCAUCCCAAGAAUCCUAAUUUGUAUUCCAUAGAGAUAUUUUAUUUUUAAUCCUAGAGCUUCUUAUUGAUGGAUCCUUUAGAAUUGCCUACCUGAAAGUAAACUAUACUAUCCUUAUAAAUACUGGUCAAUCCCAGUUCUCCCCCUAAAAAGGAAUACAUAGUAGGAGUAUAGCAAAUGUGUUUGAUGGGUAAUUCUAGACUUGGACUAUGGUACCCUCUUCCAGAGUUUUAAAAUUUAACCUUCAUUACAGACCAAGUUUUCUCCCAGAAGGAAUGGAUUGAUAGAUUUUGAUUAAAGUAAGGGUGGAAGGAAAUCUGUAGCUGGAUUCACCACAGGUGACAUCUAGAAACUAUGGUUCACAGGACAGGGCAGAGCCAUGGAGACUAAGCAUUGACCACCUUGAGUUCUCCUAGUGAGGAGUUCUGUUAUAAAAUGUAAAGUUACUGCCAGUAACCAACUUAAAGCAAACUAUAGGGGUCCCUAAUUUUGGAUUUUUCUUUAAGUGUAAGAAAUAAUGCUUCAAAUGUUAAGAAAUAACAGUCUGGGCAAAGAACGCAUAUUCUAUAGGAAGCCAGGUUUACAAUAGGUAAGAAUAAACUGUAUUAAGUAGAUGUAAUGACUAGAAAGCUGCUUUGCUCCCUGUUUUGAGAAAUUGUGGACGUAGCAUGUCUUAUCCAAAGAACGCUGGGCUAGAAGAUAGAUUUCUAUCCCUAGCUUUGGCAUUAUUGACUAGAUUGACUUGAACAAGUCACUUCACUUCUCCAAGCGUGUUUCUUUAUUUGUCAAAUUAGAUUACACUAGGAAAUGAUUCUUGAACAUGUUUUAACCUUACAACUCUCUGUUCAAAUAAAUCUUUCAAUGAAUCCCCAACAUA